ACAUGGUAUAGCCUAAGCCUUGCAGUGGUUUGGCCGUCGCGGACUAAUUUUUCGCAUACCCCACUUGGAGAGGGGUCUGUUCUUUUGAUUCGAGGGAAGCAUCGUUGGACCAAGUGUGCUCAGAUACUUUUGUUCGAACAUUAUAUCGUGUUUUCUGUGCUUUAUUGGACUCCUCGAAAUCUAAUGGCUGUUUACGCACUUCACGUCAAAGGCUGACUCGAGCGUGUGCGAAUUCAUUUUAGUGAGAACUGCGAUAAAACGAACGUCAACCGGAUUUGAAAGCCCCACUAACACGAUGAGCAUGGUGAGAGACUGGUUGGCAACAAAAACUUUUCUCUUCGUAAAUGUAUGCGAGGAUGGUGUUUAGCUAAUGAAUGUAAUCGUUGCCACCCAGUUUAAAUCGGAAGUGAAGCUAUUUCCUUCAGGAAAAAGGUUGAAAAGUAGCAUUUUGCAUGUGGAGGACAGGAACUUGAAGGUGGAUUGUGUGACUCGGGGGGGGAAAAAACAUUUGUACACGGUCUACGCAUUGUGCUUCGUUUCAUCUAUCAGACUCAUUGGAACCACGGGUGAGAAAAUGCGUUUUUUGAGCUCAUUGUUAUGUUGUGAACUUGAAGAAACCCGAGAGAAUACGACUCUGCUUCGUUUGUGGUUUUUCUUUGCUGUCCUUUUUUCAAAUUCAGCCUGUCCUGACAAAUGCGUCUGUUUCACAUCCACGGUCAAAUGUUUGAACCAGGGCUUAUUCGCGGUUCCACAGCCAUUGCCAGCGAACACUAAAACCCUGUUCAUUACUGGGAACAACAUUUCCCAUCUCACAGCUGUGUCUUUCCCUGUGCCCCUUGAGCAGUUAACAGACUUGUAUCUCACAGGAAACCAGGUGGAGCUGGUGGACCACAAUGUAUUCAACAAUUUGCCAAAUCUCAGGCUGCUAGACUUGAGUAACAACAGGAUUCUGCAUUUUAGUGCUCAAGCCUUCUCUGAUUACAACAAACUGCUGGACCUUAACCUCAGCAGGGCUUUUUACAACCAUACUUCCAUGGGUGAGCUCUUCAGUCUGCUACGGAGUGGGGGAGCCCUUCAACUUACCCGCUUAGACCUGUCCAACAAUGACCUGGUGGUCCUCCCUGAGGACAUGUUCUCCCGCCUCUCCAACCUCACCAUCCUCAACCUACAAAACAACUCCCUCAUUUUCAUCCAGAAUGGGACGCUGAGUGUUCCUCGGCUUCGUGAGUUAGACUUGAGGGACAAUGCCCUGAGGGAACUACCCAACACUACACUGAUGGACUUCAGCCUCAAGCCUGGGCUCCAGGUGCAUCUGGCAGGAAACCCUUGGCUCUGUGACUGCAAUAUCGAGGACCUUGUGGCCUGGCUGAAAAGCUCUGAGCAGGUCACAGACAAGCAGAAUAUGACCUGUUCUGACCCUGAGGUUCUGAGGCAGUUACCGUUGCUCCAGAUAAAAGAGUUGGAGUGUACCUUUUCAGGUGAAAUGAAAGGUGUGCUGGAGACCUCGUAUGUCUUUCUGGGCAUGGUGCUGGCCUUGAUUGGAGUGAUCUUUCUGUUGGUCCUCUACCUCAACAGGAAGGGGAUCAAGCGGUGGAUAUACAAUAUUCGGGACGCAUGCAGGGACCACAUGGAGGGCUACCAUUACAGUUCCAUGGAUUGAGAAUCAUGACUCAGAUGGGGUUUGUGAGCAGGCUCUCUAAUAUAAAAUGUUCCCUCCCUUGAGCAAAAAAGGAUGGUACGUAAAACUCUAACAGACUGAUUUUGAGUGGUAGUAACUACUCUAUAUACACACACACAUCUAUAUCCUUUCUGCUGGUUAUAUUUUAAUCAUAUUUUUGUUUACACUUUCCUCCCACUGUACAGUGUUGCUAUGCUUGUUUAGAUGUCUUUAUUCCUUUUUAAUAUAAUGUGAUUAUUAAAGCACGUGCUAAUUUAUCUCACUAGUAUUGCACUUGUUCGGUGGACAUUAUCAACAUUUUUUCAUGAUGUAUAGCUGAAUAAAAUGUAAUGCGUUGCUGUUU
Oncorhynchus kisutch (coho salmon) is the source of this 2021-nucleotide messenger RNA. RefSeq names its product trophoblast glycoprotein. Bases 371 to 1660 code for a protein of 429 amino acids. Gene Ontology annotation, cellular component: plasma membrane. Gene Ontology annotation, molecular function: protein binding. Gene Ontology annotation, biological process: negative regulation of canonical Wnt signaling pathway. The record is from RefSeq and is a predicted model, not a curated record. NCBI's taxonomy places the organism in Eukaryota, Metazoa, Chordata, Actinopteri, Salmoniformes, Salmonidae. The transcript is spliced from 2 exons.